This is a messenger RNA of Stegodyphus dumicola, 4890 nucleotides long. RefSeq lists its product as uncharacterized. The record is from RefSeq and is a predicted model, not a curated record. Gene Ontology annotation, molecular function: zinc ion binding; DNA binding. NCBI's taxonomy places the organism in Eukaryota, Metazoa, Arthropoda, Arachnida, Araneae, Eresidae. Gene Ontology annotation, cellular component: nucleus. Gene Ontology annotation, biological process: regulation of gene expression.
CACACGACCUUUGUCAUGCACAAUAACUUACCUGGACCUGGAUCAGGGCUACAACAAAUCCACAACUACCUUACAGUCCCAAUUUGGCCUCACCAGGCUUCUUUCUGUUUUCCAAAGUUGGAAAUAGCUGGCAAGAAAAAUUUGUCCACAAUGCCAAAAGACAAAUCUAGUGUGGCUUCUACUUCUGCUGGGGAUGAAGAAGUUGAUGUUAAGCCAGACUUAAGUGAUAUUUUAAGAUGUGGUGCAUGUGAAAUGAUUUUUUUCAAUUUGGAUGAUUUUGUUGCUCAUAAGAGUGAAGACUGUGAAGUUUCAAAAAGUGGCAAAUAUAGUUCUGAAGAAAGUGAUGUUGAAAUAAUUCGUCAUUCCCCAAUUAAAGCAAAAAAGCAUGGCAAACCAUCCAAGAAGCAUAAUUAUGAAAAUUACCGAAUGGAAUAUCAUUCACCUUCUUACGAAAAGAAGCAGAAAAAAAUUAAAUAUGGCGAUUAUUAUGUGUCCAAAAAGGACAAAAAUCAGUUUAAAAAUAGAAGCUUGUAUAAAGACAUUGAAAUUAAAACUGAACCAUUAGAUGAAUAUGAAGCAGCCUCUUAUUGUGGAAUAUGUGAGAAUUGUUUGAGGACUGAAGAUUGUGAUGAGUGUGAAGUGUGUCUUAAAAAGAAAACAGGUUCAUGGAAGUAUGCCACUAAACGUUGCUUGUUAAGGCAGUGCAUCGAAGAAAUUAAUGGCCAAGUUUAUCAAGUGGAGAAAGUACUUGACAAGCGCAUCGUUGAUGGACGUGUUGAGUAUUUUUUGAAAUGGAAAGGCUAUCCUGACUCUCAAAAUGGCUGGGAACCCGAAGAAAAUAUAUACAGUAAGGAUCUGAUAUAUGAAUUUGAGAGAAGACAAGAACUUGAAGAAAAAAGGCGUUUAGCUGCAGUGAAACGUUCCUUGCAAGACAGAAGUGGGGCAUCACCUGCAAAGAAAUUGAAACUAGGACCAGAUGAUGUUGUAUCUGGAACAGUUGUUGCUACGGAUUCUUUAUUGCAAGUUUUAGGUCUACAUCGGGAAUUAGGAGAACUUGAAUUUUCACUUAAUGAAUCUUCUAAAAAGCAAUCAAGUGCAACUUCAAAAGUUUCAAAACAGAAUGAAAAUCAAGAAAAAAUGUGGGAAAUUUUAAAUCGUAUUCCACCAAGUAUCUCACAAGAUGGAAGUACAGAAAGUACUAGUAAUGAAGGACCAUCAGCAAUUUAUUUGCCAAAACCAGGGGAACCUGGAAAAUACAUAUUAGUUAUGGGUGAGCAAAAUCAAAUAAGUUUAUUGCAGCAAUCAAAUUUAGAUCCUAAAGUUUCAUUGGGACCUAAAAAAUUAGUGCCUGAAAUAAUUUUGGACAAUGAAAAUACCAAAAACUCAAUAAAUGUUUCUGAUUUCAUACCUAAAAUUAAAGUUGAAGCUACUGAUGAUGAUGAUGUACAAGUAUUAGGUCAUACACCAAAGAAACAAAAUGCAACUUUAUAUGGAUAUAUGCAGUCUAACACCACAACCCAUAAAAAAAGACCAGGUAGACCGAAAAAGCCAAAAGUUGAUCCACCUAGUUUUAUUGAUGAGGAAACAAAUGAUUCUAUGAAAAAUGCAAAAGAUGGUUCUUAUUCUGAAGAAAUAGUAGUACCUGGUAAACGUCGCCGUGGCAAACUGCCAUCAAGAUGGAAUGAUUACAUUGUUGAAAAUUUUGAUGAAGCAAUUACUUCAUCUGCUAAAACUAAGCAGGAAAAAAUAUCUGAAUCAGAAAUGGAUCUCUCAGGUGACAGUAAUUUUGAAGGUGAUUUGGCAGGCGCAUAUGAUGAUGAUGAUGACGACGAUGUGAUCUUGCCUGAUGGCACAUCUAAACGUAGUAACAAAACUGUGGGGUCCAAAGGAGUAUUAUUGCCUAGACCUGUAGUGAUACCUCUUGGGGGUGGAGAUCCACCACAACAUUCUGGGGUGACUGAGGACAAAAUGUGGAAAUUCCCAUCUACGAAAAAGCGUGGUAGGCCUCGUAAAUUUGAACCACAACGACAUAUAAUAGUGCAAAACAUGACUGCAAGUCCAUCAUUCUCUUCAGGCUCAAAACCAGAAUUCCGUCAGAGAACAUUAACUGUAACUCCAAUAUUUAAGACCAAUGCUGUUUUAUCCAGACCAGUGCAGCCAACUCCUGAAAGUGGUAUGAAAACUCUUGUUACUGCAGGUGGAGAGAAAAUUUUAAUUCCCGAGUUGGGUGAUGAAAAUUCUGCUCCUGCUGAUGAAGAUGCUUCUCCUUCUAAUAAUAUUUCAUCCCAAGAAGGUAGUAUCAAUUUCCGUGAAUUAAUACAGGACCCGAACUUCAGUCCUUUGAAAAAAACCCCAACACGAAAACCUCUUCAGUUUACACAAGAUGUUCUUCAAAGAAUGCCAAGUGGCAGAGGAAGAGGAGGUGCUCAGGCAAUGAAGCGAAGACCUGGACGUCCUCGUAAAGAAGAUCAAUUGAGUCGUCUUAGUAAUGGAGGCUAUUUGGGUUCCACACUAAGUGAGCUUAUGUGCAGGAAGAGUUCAAUAGUAAGUCGAAAAAUAAAGGAAGAAAGAGAAAUUAAAAAGAAUCGUGUAUUUGUUGUUAUGCAAGAUGGAACAAUGGUAGAAGUUAGUGGAAAUGAUCGCCAGAAAGCUGUACUUAAAGCUACAGCAAAAGUUGAAGCAAUUCGUAGAAGUGUGGGAAGAAUUCGGGAAAUUGAAAAAGCUAAGUACAUGGAAGAUGACGACGAUGAUUAUGAUGAUCCAAAAAAGCCUGGUGCCAGAUAUGCUUAUGCUUUGAAAAAACGUGGUGACACCCGUCCAGCUCUUGAAGACUGCACACUGGAAACUAUUGAUGAUUAUAAUGCUAUGAUUCUACCAAACUCUGUACAACUUGUUGAAAGUGAGCUGCCACUCAGUGAAGCUGAUAAUUGUGAUAAACUUUCUGGCAUGUUUUUAUUUCGGCAAAUAUUUUCUUCCUAUGAUAACACAUUACAGUGCUUAUUUUGCAGGAAUAAAUAUUCUCUCCGUUUCCCUGCUGAUCUCGAAAAGCACUAUCAUGUUAUUCAUGAGUUAGCAGUUCACACAAAUAAAGCAGAGUUUAAUGAGAAUAUUGUAUUUGUCUGUGUUCCAUCAGAUGUCAAUGAAGAAACAACUUUGAACUCUGCCUGCCGAUUUUGUGAAACUACGCUUAAAACACUGGCAGAAGUUCGAGAUCAUUAUCCUAAUGCCCAUAAUAAAACAGUGAGGCUAGUUCCUGAAUCUGAUGUAACAGAGAUUGGAAAUUUCUUUUAUUGUGGACUGUGUGGUGAUCCUUCAGUGGAUUUUAAAUCUCACCAUCAACAUAUGAAAUCCAUGCAUAGGAUGCAAACAUAUGUUUGUCGCUAUUGUACUUAUUGCACAUCAAGGCCAAGCAGACUCAGAACUCAUGUGAAGCAAAGGCACCUGCAAGAUCAACCUGGGCCACAUUUACAGUGCUCUGUUUGUUCAGUAUAUGUACAUGGCAAAGACAGGUUGACGAAGCAUAUUAUGUUAUCUCAUGCUGUUCAGACUGGUCCUAAAACAUGGUCAUGUGCAAAGUGCCUAUAUCCUUAUGGUGAUCCUCAUGAAUUGAUGAAUCAUAUACCUACUUGUCCCAAAUUACAAACAAAUUCUGAAGCAAAACUUGCUGAAACGCCACCUAGUAAUCCAACUAAUAUCUUUUAUAAAUGUAAUCAUUGUUCUCUUACAUUUUCAUCUGAAGAAGAAAUAAAGAAACAUAUGGCAGACGCUGCUCAUAUUGGAAAUGCUGAUGACAUUGUUGCUUCCAAUGUUAAUCAUCAAGAAAACUAUGAUCCAUCAAAUGUGGAUCGCAAUACAUGUUUUUUGUGUUGCAUGAGGUUUCCCAGUGUUGAAAUGUGCAGAAAGCACCAGCAUCAUGUUCACAUGCGUUGGGUAUCCAAAUCAGCUAUAGAUUAUUCAAAAGUUGAAUAUUCAGGAAUUUCACAAAAUGAAAAUGAAGGAGAAAUUGGGCAGGCUAUUCAAGAAAUUCAGCAAAAUUCUGUUCUUGAAAUUUCUUUGAACCAGAAUGAUCCUUCAUCCAUUAUGAGUAACCUUGAACAAUUUGAAAUUAAUGUAAAAUCUCAAAUAAAUGGGCAACAGAUAUUUGCUCAAGGCACAACAGAAACAGCUGAAGGUGAAAGAGCUGUUACAGUUUCAAUUAAAGAAACACUUCUUGAUCAGCACUCUGGCACAGAUUUUAUCUCCACUGACUUAAAUGAUCCUAACAAAGCUACAAAAGUAUUUGAAGCCAUAGAUUUCUUAGAUGUAGAUUCUGUUAAAGAUACUGAUGGAGAAAAAUCAAAUCUGAAUAGAGAUUUGUCAUCAAAUAAUAUUCCGUCUGGAAAAGAAGAAUCAGAUGUAAGCAGGGAAUAUAAACGCUUAGGUGAUUUUGAUAUUUCUCUGGAUGAUCUGCCAGAUGAUAAAGAAUUAGCAGAGAUAGGAUUUCCCACUAAAGUGGGCCACUUCUGUCAUUUAUGUGAUGCAGUCAUUAAAAGUUAUCGGCUCUAUUAUCUACACAUGUAUAACUUACAUCAGCUGGAGAAACGUUUUCAGUGUAUUAUUACAGCUUGUGGUAGAACUUUUACUCAGACUUUAGCUUUUCAAAAGCAUGCCAUCAAUCAUAAUCAGAAAAGUGAGCAUUAUUGCAGUAUGUGUGAUAAUGUAUUUGGAGAUGAUGAAGAAUUACAGGAUCAUUUAAUUAGUUCAGAUCAUGCUAACAAAUAUAUGCAAGUUCAGGUAAGACUUUUUUUUUUUUUUUUUUGUUUUGUUUUUGUUUUUGUUUUUUUGUGUGUGUGUGUGUGUAAUAGUGUAAUUAGCUGCUGCUUACUGGCUGUCUAAAAUCAGUGUAAAUUU